Penicillium macrosclerotiorum is the source of this 1785-nucleotide messenger RNA. RefSeq lists its product as uncharacterized. The transcript has 2 exons. The record is from RefSeq and is a predicted model, not a curated record. Lineage: Eukaryota; Fungi; Ascomycota; Eurotiomycetes; Eurotiales; Aspergillaceae. Bases 1 to 1785 code for a protein of 594 amino acids.
AUGGAUACAUCAACCGCUGCCGCAGUUGCGGCCCUGGUGGUUGCCAUCGUGGCCAUGUUCGUCGCCAUUAUGCAGGCCCUGCAGCAGUAUUUUGUGAGCGGGCAGCUUAUUCGCCUAUGCGAUUCUGUUGUGUUUGGAAAAAUGCCAGGGCGCGGGCAACGGGUCUGGCAACUAAGGCAAUUCAGGUUCCGCAUUGUUUAUAAUGUUCCUCAGGUCAGCUUGAAAAGAGAUUUAUGGCCGGAAACACUUCCUCACAUCCCCUCGUAUGCGAAGGGGUCCGGGUCUCUACCAGAUCUUGGUCUAAUGGGAGUCGAAGAUAAUGGAGCACAGAGCUCCAAAAACGAACAUUCAUCCUUUGCUCCCGGAGAGGCAUCGUGGGUCUCUUUCUGCCGGGCAGUCCAGUUUUCAUCCGGGCAGUCAAUGGUUCUUGAUCUGAUUCAAGGGGAUGCAGAUAGAUGCCCAGUUGACCUGCCAAAUGUCCCAAUGCAAAUGUCAAUGCGGGAUGUUGCUGUGAUGGGGCUAAUGUCGGGUAUGAAGUGCACACAAGCAUCUUUCGCGGAGAAAUCACUCUCGAUGCAAGGUUUAAUUGGCACUAUAACUACCUCGCAACACCCGCUUCUUGGACCUUUGCUUCAUUUCAGUCCACGCAACUUUUCUGCCUCGGAAAUGAAAGAUCUACGGGUUGGCAAUGGUGCUAUUGAUCCUCGUUGGAUGGCUCACUUGUGGGACGAAGUCGUGGUUGCUGGACAUCGAUACACACGGCAAGACAGAAUCCGGAUUGAAAGAGAUGAGGCCACAUGGACUCAAAGGCCGAGAGGACGUGCAGUGAUAUUGGCUAAUCGAAAUCGAUCACCUCCCCCUGAGUCUAUCUAUGGGUUGCGCCGUCGAGCUAGUGUCGCUUCCUCUACAUUUUCAAGCAGGUCCAGAUACACCGAUCGGCCAAAGUCAACUCGGAAAUCAAAGGAUUUUGUUAGAUCUACUUCUCCUCCCAAACAUCAGACACUUUGGACACGCUCAGAUGGAGACUGGUAUCUCAUCAAUAACCAAACAGCUUCGAGCCAUCUUCGGCCUACACUGUGCCAGGAUAUGGCUCAUCAAGAGAAGCCCAGCGAGUUCGAUAAACAGGAAGGAAUUAUAAAUAAAAUUAGAAUGUGGUCAAAAAUAUGGAAUUACAUUUUUCGAGAUGAUAACGUUCAUCAAUAUGGGGGUGGAACUGAUCCAUUUACCGUCGAAAUCGAACGAGGCGAGGUAAAAAUCAAACGAAUGGACCUCACCCAGAGCGAAAACAUGAUAUUGAGAGACGUGCAUCAAUUUCCUGCUCCCCCAUACCAGCCAUUGAGUUUUCAAGAUAGAGGCGCAGAUCUCCAACCUAGAUGGUUCAUAAAAGACUAUAUUGAUCAGAAGCGGGAAGAGAUUCAUGGCAAAGACACUCUGCACAAAAAUCGCUCAAAUGCCCCGCUUUUGAUUGGAUGGUACGACGACGAAGACCACGAGAUUCCAGAGCUAGGCGAAGCGAAGGAAAGUAUUGCGAAAGCCGUCUUGGAGAUGUGGCCGCGCUCACAAUAUGAUGGCGCGAGUUGGUUCAACAGAGACAAUUUGACCGUGAAAGUCGAUCCAGAUCGCGAAAUCCAUCACAAGCACGAUCUUCUGUCAGCGGAGUCAUGCCUAGAUCAAUCGAUAGAUUUCGCCGUGUUAAUGUCUCUAGGCAUCGCAGCUCUGUCAGUCGCCAAAGUCAAGAUUCGCGCUCAACGAGUCGCUCAUUCAGAAGACCAGGGUUGGAUAUAG